UUUGAAGGAUCUAAGUUUUAAUUUUGCGGCUUUCUACAAUGAGUGUCUUAUUUGGCAUAGUUUUAAUUGCUAUGUUUACUGCUAAAAGUGGAUUGGAAGUUAAUUCAUCUAGUAGUAUUAUUGACUUUUCAAUAUUGAUCAACUUGUAUGAUGGUAUAAAACCUGUUCAUAUAUCAGGUUUUAUGCAUUAUUUGGCAAUCAAACAUUUACUCGAUGAAGUCAAUCAAUCAAAUGAAACGUCAAAGUUAUUUUUGUUUAAUCAAACUGCCAUUAUUAAGAAAGUUAUUUUAUUACAGCCACCCACACAAUCAAAAGACAUAGUAAAUGGAAUUUGGCCUGACAAAGAAUCUUUAUUUAUACCUGCUAAUGUUUUAUUAUCAGCAAUAUCAUCAGAUGUAAUAGAAAAAACGCAGUUGUUUUUUUACGCACAUAAAAAGCCAAUUAUAAAUUUGAAUCCAAGAACAUAUGGUUUUAAACCAAAUGUUCCUAUGAUUAAAGAAAGUAGACUUCUAAGUUCAGGGUAUGACUACCAUCGCCUUCAUGUUGUGCUGGAUCUCUUAAAUUUCUUACAUUUUCAUUAUUUAUCAGUAUUAUCAUCUACUGAAGUGCAAACUUUACACAUCUCAAAAGUUUUUAAAAGGUCUUUUAAAGGUUGUAUUAAUGCCUUAUUUAUAAUUGGCUCAAACUAUUUGGAAAACUUUGAAAAAAUAUCGCAACAUCUAUCUUAUUUAAAUUCGACAAAUGUUGGGCUGCUUGUAUUAUUCACCUCUGAUAAAGAUUCACAAAUGGUUCUGGAAUCACUUAAAAUUUUAAAACUUGGAAAGCGAUUUACACUUUUAUUUGUUUUUGGAGGUACACAUAUUGAUGUGAUUCGAGGAUUAGAAGAAAUUGCUCAUGGUGCAUUAACUAUAGACCAUUUUAAUGAAGAAAAUUUACAUUUUAAGAACUAUGUUCUCCAACAGAAUCCCUACAAUAAUUUAAAUGAUGAACAUUUUUUAAUGUAUUAUGAAGAUGUUUAUCAGUGUAACUUAAAGAUUUAUAUUCCCUCCCCUAAAAGACAAUCAUUUCGUAAUCAAUGCAUAGAACCUUAUUUAAACUUAAGCAGUAACCAUGGAUACUACUAUUCACCUAUUUCUAAAAUUGCUAUUAAUGCAUUAAAAGAUUUUUUCGAAACUCUUCAUGAAGUCAUGGUUGGUAAUGGGUGUGUUGUAAAUUCUACAGAUUGUCCAAAUUUUUUUGACUUUAAUAAAUCAUUAUCAGAAAAUAAAAAUUAUGAUAUUUUGCUUAAAGCUUUAAAAAUAAAAUAUCAAUAUGAUCUGAAUAGUUUAAACACAACAUAUGCAAUAUACAAUUUUCAAAUAUACAAUACAACAACCUUCAAUAAAAUAAUUGGUUUAUGGGAACAUCAAAAGUUAAAGAUUUAUGAUGCAUUUCAAUUUGGUUAUCAAACUCCUAAUAAAGUUUGUAGUUUACCAUGUCCACCUGGAUAUUUUAAAAAAUUUAAAGGGUUUUUAAACCAUCCACGUUGCUGUUGGGAUUGCAUUGAAUGCCCUUUAAAACAUAUUGUGGUUAAUGAAACAUGUUUAAAGUGUGCACCAAACAAGAGAGCUAAUUUAACUACCAAUCAAUGUGAUACAAUACCGUUUAAAUAUUUUUCUUUUGAAAAAAGUAGUUGGAAAGAAAUUAGUAUUUCUAUCCUUUCUUUCACAGGAAUGGUCUUUGUGAUCUGUGAAUUUGUUGUUAGUAUAAAGUUUAGAGGACACGACGUUGUUAAGUCAGCUGGUUUUGAAUUUUCUUUGACAAUACUUUGUGGCAAUUUGUUACUGUUUAUCUGUCCCUUUGUUUAUUUUGCAACACCAAAUGCCUUAGUUUGCGCUUCACGAAAUAUUGUGCCAUCUUUAGCUUGUGUAAUUAUUUACAGUGCUUUAUUACUUAAAGUCAUAAGAGUGUUUCGUAUAUUUACUUCAUCAAAAAUGCCUACACCACUCAAAUUUAUAAGAAGAGAUUCCCAACUCAUGGCAGUGGCUUUCUGUUCUGCACUUCAACUAAUAUAUACAUGCCUUUGGUUUUUUGAAAGUCCACCAGUUUCUGAACAUAUAGUUUCAGCUGAUGAAACUCAUAUUAAUAUUGUUUGUCGCAAUAGUCAAACUAUAUCUACAAUUUUAAAAAACAAUAUUUGUUUGUAUAUCAUUCAGAUGUUAUGCAAUGCAGUAGCCUUUUCUUGCAGAGGUUUUCCUCAAAAAUAUCACGAAAGUUUUUAUAUCAAUAUUAUAUCACAUGCUUCUAUUGUUCUGUGGGCUAUUUUCUAUACUGGAUUAGGAUUUUUAAUAAUCAAUGUGGAGUAUUUAAUCUGUUAUCUGUGUAUUUUUUUGGGAUAUAUAACAUUUUUGGGUUUGUCUAUCAAUAAAAUAAAAUGUGUUAUUCAAUAUUUUAAAUGAACUAUUUUUUCGUUUUUAUCAUUGGCUUACUUGCUUUUAAUAUAUCUUGUUUUCUUUUGUAAAAAAAAAAGCAUAAUAUUAACUCAAGAGGAACAACAAGCAAGGCUUCUGAAAUUUUUAAAAAACUUUCAUUUGAAAUUCUGAUUUUUACGAUAGUUUGUGAAAUUCUGUAAAAAUUUUAAAGGUUUUGUUGAGUGUAUAUUGUAAAUUUUUUAAGUAAAGAUUUUGACGAGUUUUUAAGUUGUAAAUAGUUGUUCUUGGAGUUUUAUUUUAUUACAUAUUUUUUGUUCAACAACUGUAAAUAUUUAUAUAAGCUGAUGAAAUAUUUUUAGAGUACGCCUAGUACAUAGUAAACGUCAUCAGGAUUACACGUUCUAUUUGAGGCAGGCACGAUAUUAUUUUUAAUAUUUUUGUUUCAUCUAUUCUGCCACAUUAACAACUCUUAAAUUUUAUGUUGCUAUUUAGUCAGAUUAUUUGGAUUUGUGUUUUUUUUUUUAAACAUGAUAGAAAUUUUUAAGAAUUUUAUUUUCAUGUUUGAGUAUAAUCUAAAAUAUGUUCAAGUGUUGUUUUGUUUGAUAAUAUAUUUUUCAGAUUUUA
Molecule: messenger RNA, 3035 nt
Organism: Hydra vulgaris (swiftwater hydra)
Lineage: Eukaryota; Metazoa; Cnidaria; Hydrozoa; Anthoathecata; Hydridae
Product: metabotropic glutamate receptor 3
Biological process (GO): G protein-coupled glutamate receptor signaling pathway; regulation of synaptic transmission, glutamatergic
Cellular component (GO): plasma membrane
Molecular function (GO): adenylate cyclase inhibiting G protein-coupled glutamate receptor activity
Source: RefSeq, a predicted model, not a curated record